This is a messenger RNA of Temnothorax curvispinosus, 6781 nucleotides long. RefSeq lists its product as uncharacterized. Lineage: Eukaryota; Metazoa; Arthropoda; Insecta; Hymenoptera; Formicidae. Bases 331 to 1800 code for a protein of 489 amino acids. The record is from RefSeq and is a predicted model, not a curated record. The transcript has 7 exons.
AAGAGGCACCCCUCGCCGUCACCCACAAUGGGAUGAAGUCGCGGUAAGUCGUUGUUUCGUUUGCCUUAUCGCGCGACGCAACAUUCGCGAUUAACGCGCGCCUCGCGUCAUCGUCAUCGUCACCACCACCGCUGCCGCCGCCUCUGUCAUCGUCGUAGUCGGCCGCAUCGCAAACGCGUCUCGCGCCAGCGACUCGACAGUUCACAGGAGAUACCCGGGGUGUUGUCAGACGCUCUCACCGAGGGUGGGCGGUGUCAGGUUAGGUUCCCGUCCAAGGAGUAACGAGAAGUAACCGCCAAGCUGGCGAGCCUAACGAGCUGCGUGUCGACGAUGAUGGAUGACGAGGAGCAGGAGGAGCUCCGUUGCACCGGCAGCGACGUCGAGAUCGAGGAGUAUACCGACACCGAGGAGUCGCCAUAUGUCGCUUAUCAGGCCGGUGGCGAUAAGCUGUUUGAUACGGAUCGUGAAAAUUGGCAGCAACUCCGUUUCCUGGCCACCCUCCUGUCCGUCGCGGUAUCAGUUACCGUACUCGUUAUCAGCUAUCCGCUUUAUCUCGAGAGCGUCGCCGCUGUCUCCAGCGCUUAUACAGGACUUCUUUUCACUGCCCUGUGCUCCGCCUGCAUUUUGGGAUUAGUGUACUUCGCCGUGGACAGGGUGUCACCACCACCGCCGUUAAUACCGAACAGCAUGCGGAUCAAGAUACCCCGCUGCGGUCUGAUCAAAAUAAGCACUCUGUACGCCCUCUCGGGAAUCCUGAUUACUUUGUCCCUCGACCGGAAUAGGGUGCUGUGCCAUUUGCAGGAUCCAAUAAAGGGCAUCACCCUCGUCUUCUCUCUCGUCUACUACUUCUUUUUUUGUCGGAAAAUGAUGAGCUUGCAGCGAAUAUUCUCGAGCACGACUAUAAUAGUGGGUCUAUUCAUAAGCGUCGAUUAUGGUCUCUGCGACGAAUUCCGUUGUCGGGGAAGGGAGGUUUCUUCCCACACGACAGCCGCCAUGAGGGGAACCUGGGGUGCUCGAGCGGUUUGGACGUUCGUUUACGUGGGCGCUCUUGCCGCCUUCGCCAUGUUCUUCACCAUGCUCGAACGCCAUUACACCACCGGGCAACAGAAUGUGUGCCAGAUGUUGACGACGCAGCACAGCUCUUUUCUAUAUACGGUAUCCCGUCUGGUGUCCUCACGCGAUAUUCGCCGUCGUGGCUCCGAGGAGGAGGGCGGCCGACUGCUGCACGUGACCGAUCCGGAUCCCACGAUAAAGCCGAAAAGCUACCCCAAGCCACCGGUGAUGCAAACCCUUUUUUACAUACACGUCAUUACUUUCUUCGCCAUUCUGACGCUCUGCUGGCUCGACACUUUGCCCGGCAUCGGCAGGGGUCUAUCACCCGUAGAACUUUAUCGUACCGUCGAGCGCGGACUGAUAUGCCACUUUAAAGGUGGCAAUCUGUGCACGAACGUUUCCAGCCACGGAUGGACUUUCCUAUUCGCGUAUGUCGUCUUCGCGAUCUCGAUCCUCAAUUUCCUGUCAUUGUGCGAAAGCGCCGUGUUCAGCGUGGCCACCGCGACCGUCUCGCUCCCGCUGUCUGGUAUCUGGUGGAGUAUUUACAGGAUGGACGUCGGUUUACACGGGGGUUCCAUCUCCUGGUCACCGGGAGUGACGGGCGAACUGAUCUGCGCCUUGCUCGGUCUUCCUGUCGUGCUGCUCGGUCUGGGCCUGCUCGUCAGAUCGCACUUCAGAGACACCCAUCUUCCCUACCAGACCAUUCAGCCGCCCGACAUCCAACCGCACGAGGCCUGUCACAGAUGAAUCUCUCUUUAGCAUCUAGCCUGGCCUCGCAACGAGGUCCGCACUACGUGCGAUGAUCCACGGAAAUAAAUUCUAAUCGAUUCGAUGAGAUAAGCCGUCGCUCCUAACGUCGAAUCGACGUAACAACACAAAUUUCACUGAGCCGGAGUAAUAAUGUUAUUGUUGUACAUUUGACAGAUAUAUUUUGUCGACUGUUCCCAGAUUGCACCGAUGCUCUUUUCCUUCGAUCGCGAGGUCACUAAGGUAAAAUGAGAUGUUCGAUUCAGCCGCGUAUGUUCUGUCACAUGCUAAAAUACACGUGCAUCAAUAGCAAAUGGUUGAUUUGACGUCAAUUAAUUUUGGUCAUAAUGCAAAGCUUUUUUUUUAAAUAAAGAAUUAAAAAGGAAUUAACUUAAUUUUAUUUAAGGAGAAUAAUUUAUUCUAAAACGAUCUUUUAAUUACAUUUUUUAUUAUAUUAAAUAAUAUUUAUUGUAAACAUAAACGUUAAACGUCAAUAUAAUUUAGUUGAGAUUAAAAUCUUUAUAACGAAAAUUAAAAUAAAACCAAGAUUAGUUGACGUUGUUAAAAAAAAUCAGCCGAAAAAUUUUGAAUGGUGCUAUUGUUUUAAAUGCAAUUUAUGCGCGCGCACGCCUGCAAAAUUCAUUUUUCCGAGAGCUCACAGCGCGCGCACAUUUAUGAUAAGAAAAAGCGGCAAUAUCGAUAACUGCUCAUACGCGAAAAGAAGAAGGGGCGGUGGUCGCGCGAGAAAGGAAGGAGAAUGAAAGCGAUCAAUGUUUCCUACGUAUUUGCCAAACGCGAAUGUCCGCGCCGUUACCGGCGCGCGACAACGUUAUAGCCGAUUUAUAUUUUAUUUUGAUAACGAGAUGUUUUAUAUAUUUUCGAAGUUUAAAUUACACGUGUUGAGAACCGGAGUAGAAAGAUAACGAGGCAAAGGGCUCGAGAAAAUGCAUUUUUAGCUGUGAACCUGUGUGCACAGGAGUUCCUUAAGGGCGUUCUAAUCUCGCUGACUUCCGAACUUUAGUGUCGUUAUUCUCAAAUUUAAAUGUUUUUGAAAUAAAAAGUGGAAGUGAAAUACAUUUGUACGAGGACCAGUUUUAAGAUGAUGCUAAUUAACAAACGUUUUAAUCACUCAAUUAUCUAAGAUAUUAUCUCGAGAAUUUCUUCCAUUUCUGCCUAAAAUAUACAUGUUUUUCUAGAAAUGAACCACUUGCAAAUAACAAAUGACUUUCAAACAAGAUCUAUCUCGUUACGAUACAAUGAAUCUCUACGCUACUAUUCCUAAUACCGCAAUUAUUCAUCUACUUCUAAAUCGGAGAUAUCAAUUUAAUUUAAUUAAUGACACUUCAGGUCCAAUGCCAAUCAAAUAGUUAAUCUCUGUUAAACGUCCCAGUGGAGUUUGCUAAACGAUACUACUGAGAUAUCGCCAAGUAGGAAACGAAUAUAUGUAUAGAAAUUCCCUUGACGAAGUUAAAUCUUGAGAAAUCGAGUCGCAUCGUAAACUUAGCUUCGCACAUCGAGCCCUGUGCACACAGAUGUAUUAUAGACAACACUGCACUUUGUCAAAGACAGAGACUUACAAGAGAACGGUCCGUUACGGCUGCAGUCACGGUUUGCAGCUUCCACGUUGGGAAUAAAGUAAUAAAGUAAUAAGCGAGCGACUGAGAUACGCAUGCGUGCAUGUGUAGGUGAUUUUCCCUCUACUACGUUUCUGCUAACAUUAGACAGUUACUCUAUCAAUAAUUUGAGCGCACAAACUGUUACGAACUAAUUGGGUCCUGGCCGCGCGCGGUUAACUUCGCCCUGCUAUCAACCUGUAAAACUCGUUGCGCGUCCAUGGAAGUUUCCAAAUAACGUUAACCGCCCGUUACGCGCCGUUAGCAAAAAUUUCUGCCAAGGCGUGUCUUCCUCUUCGCUAAUCAUAGUGCCAAUUACGCGUGACUAUAACAUAGGGCACGUCUUUCGUUCAUAAAUAUAAUUGAAAUUGUCUAAGUAUUGAUUUUACAGCAAAGAGAAAAAGUUCGAGAAUUUUUCUACGUGUUACCCUCUUUUUGUCGAUACAAGAUUUUACGUUCAUGGAACGGUCGUCUUAUUUUUCCACAAAUACAUGAUGUCAGUAAAAAUGUUUGAUUUACAUUUUCUCGACUGUCAAAUAACUUCCAUUUUAUUAAUUAGUAUUUCUCUUUAUUUAAAAAAUUAUUCUGAUAAUUUUUUACUUCACUUUUUUCUCGUUUACCUACUUCUGUCUUUUUAACCGCCACACCGCGAUCCGUCGGUUAUCAUAACUUUUUGUGGAACUAACUCUUUACUCCCCGUCUUUAGAACUUUUCCUUCUCCCUGGAGUGAAAUAACCAAAUAAUCAAACUUUUCUGAAAGAACAAAAAGGAAAAUCAAAAGUUCAAAAGCGGCUCAGAGCGAUUUUCACGGAAUGAAAGAAAAAGAAUAUUCGUGCCAAAAACUCACGAGUCACAUACGACUCGACUUAAGCUAAGUAAGUUCCAUACGCAUUUGCAUAGUGGUCGCAUUACUAUUUCGAAUAAUAAUGAUGAUGAUGAUAAGAUAAUAACAAUAGUAAUAACAUAUAAGUGUCGUUAUUUAUGUCAGGUGUCGAAUCGCGAUACGCGGCGUAGCUUGUUGACAGCGAUUAUUGAAUUCAGGCUGUAAGUUAAGUAGACCGUAAGUCAGAAGAAGAUAUUAACUUUGUUGGAAAUAUGUGUCAAUAUCGUAUAUACGGGAAGGAAAACAGCUAUACGUCCACAUUUUUUACAGUAGCAGUAAUGGCGAGGCGUUUUAAGAGAAAGUAAGUAACUAACUAACAGCGCUGACUGAGUGCAACGAUAAUAAAGUUAGUACGCCAUUCUCUCCUUGUUGCAGUCAGUAGCUUCGUCGAUAAAUCGACUACCGCUGAAGGCGCUGAAUGUCAUAGUAGUAGCCCUCGUAAUGAAGUUGAAUAUACUCUCUUGUGCUGUGUCUAACAUAAAUAUAAUUAAUCGAAGGCUCUGGCACAGGAAAAAAUAUCGACCAAAUCAGAUUAUGAACUUUUUUGGCAAAAAGAAAAACUUUGGCAUCUUUUUAUUAUAGCGAAAGUCUGUUACUUUUAAUUUCCAACGAAGUUUUCGUUUUAUUCGUCACGUAACUAUCCAUGUUCCCAAAUUUAGAGAGUAGUUUUCGCGAAAUUUGAAACAAUCUCUUAAUGUGCCAAAGCCUUCAAUUUUAAACAUGUACAAGAACCGUUUCUGUGCGUAUGUACUUUACACAUAUAUAUUUGUUAAUUCUUGAAUGAAUAUGCGGCGUGUAGCAUAGAGAUACAAUUUAUUUAUAGAUGCCAAUAUAUACGUCGCACAAUUAACAUACUCUAUAUACAUAUACAAGAGUUCAGAUAAAGGAAUUGAAGCGCAAUUUGAAAAAUUGCUAGACUCAACGUUCCCCCAUUCGUCCAUAUUCGAUUCUGGUAACGAGACUGAAGCGAAGAUGCGAAACUCGCGUUAUGCAUUUGACUCCCCACAUAACUAAUUGUAAACAUUGAAAUGCAAUAAUUAAAUAAUAUUAACUUCCUCUCGUCAAGACCCCGCACGGAAGUACGCUUAAUCAAUUUUGCGACAAAUAUUACUUUCGAUAUUGACGUAUUCCGUUAUGAUGCGGCGCAACAUUUCGCGUCAGUUUUACCUCCGUCUCCAUGCGUCGAUGUUAAGUAAAAUUUAGACGUAAAAAAUUAGAGACGUUUGUAAGUUAUUUUGAUGUAAAUUGGGAUUGUUGAUCUUUUCAAUAAUGCGUACCUGUGCUUUACACAUGCAUAAGUAAUAAUGCUUCUGAUUAAUCCGUUGCCAAUGUCUAUGAGCUACGAAAAUGCUCAUGUCAUAGCUUUUUUUAUACGACGAAAGAUGUAAAACAAAAGAACUCUCUUUCCUAGAAAGACAAGAGAUGUGGAUAUUUAUUAUAAAGCAACGUAUGAAGAAAUCACUUUAAUAGUAGUGAUAAUGUACUUUAAUCUUUAUUUAUUAUAACAUUUUAUCAAAUUAUGAAUUUCCGUAAUUCUUUUUUUCAUGCCUUGAGAAUUUUCGUGAUCAAUAAUACAAAAAUGUUACACAAAGCGUUACUAAAUUAAGAAAAUUAAGAAGUGGAAUAGCAAAGUUUUCUUCGAUGAUGUCAGAAUGACAGUAGAUGAUUGUACCUCUACUGCAUUCCCUUCAGAUAUCGACGCUUUAAAGUGAUUUUAUUAAUAAUCUAAUUAUAUAAUGGGUGUCUUUCCGAUAAUGCAUUGCGCAAAGUUCUGAUUGUAAAACCUUCAGAGAAAAUACGCGCGUAUUAUUUUUAGAAAAAACAAAGAAUGUGGCCAUUAAUGGCAAUUAACAGAUAAUUUCUCGAACACGAAAAUGAAUAUUGUAAGUUGUAAGCAAUAGACUAGUUAUUUCUACACAAUGAUUCCGUCGUCGGCUGUUAUGAACAUGUUAAUAUUCGCGAAAACGCGGAAUCUAACAUUGCAUUAUUUGUAUAUGAUGACUGUUAUCAUCUUCUGCGGCUUUAUCGAAGCACCUGUAGAUGUAAUCGCAAUAAUCGCGGUCGAGACGUUGUAAAUUGUCGAAAAUAAUAUACGCUACUUGUCGUCCGAUAUUUCGCUUGAAAUUUGUUAACGACGCACGUCACGUCGCGUCGCGUAAUUUUGUGGGAGGUAAUAUACAAAAACGAGAAGCUUCGCUCAAAAUUUGUGAUGCCGUCUCCAUAUAUCGCUGUUGUGAGCGCUUCCGGUCGUGGAUAUGAUAUAUUAAAUGUGCUAAUAUACAUAUAUACAUAUAUAUAUAUACAUAUGUAUUUACUUAUAUAAAAAGUUAUUGUUAUAUCUUUUUUCCCACCCGAAAAAUUCAGUUACAAUUAACUUCAUCAAUGUCAGCUAACAAUAAAUUGGUUAACUAAAUCUUUCUCUGUUUGCGUUACAAUUAGCACACUGUAAAAGAAUGUAAAAUUAUAAAUGCAAAAAUGGUAAAAU